UUCUUGUCUAGAGCUAACCAAGCUUGUUCUUAAGUUAGCAGUAAAAAUUAAAUGGCCUUACUCUGUCUUCUUGUUAGCAGUAAAAAUUAAAUGGCCUUACUCUUUCUUCUUGUUGUGGACAAAGCAAUCAUUGUACCCAAGCUUGUGGAUUUGCUGUAAUGGAUAGUGAGUACGUAGUUUCCUUUUGUUAGUGUUGGGUUGAAACCCAUUAAACUGAUUGAGUUUGUAAAUCAAGGUUACCUACAGUAAAUUGUAUAAGUAAACCCAGAAGUCCUGUCAAUAAUUAUCCUUGAUAAAAAAAAAAAAAUUGUUUGAAUUUCUAUUCUGAUUUUUGAGUAGCGAGGAAAAGAAGCAUAGAUUUCAGUGAAGAAAAAAAAAUCUUGAAUUGUUAUAAAAAUUUUUCUUUCCUGACUUAAAAGAAUUCUUAUAACAUUUGAACGGUGACCACUCACAUGGAAAUGACAUCUUUUUUCCAAUAUCUUCUUGUCCAAAUGUGUACCACAAGUGAGCACCAAGCUAUAGGUUACACAUCUGCAAUAUGAAUCACAUCUGAAAUCUGUUUAAUUGUCAUUAUGCUUAAGCCCUUCACACAUCAUGGACUAGCUAGCGAGUUUAUAAAUAAUAGUUAGUGUUUUUAGUUUAUAAUCAAUGCAUGCUUGGUUCUGUCGUAAUGGAAACUCUGCAGGCAAUUUAUAUCUCAAGCUGUAUUGUGUGUGUGAUCUUGCUCUCAUUUUUAAUCAAGUUCUUCAACAAAGUAUGGUGUACUCCUAUGCGCAUACAAUCCAUGAUGAGGUCUCAAGGGAUAAAAGGCCCUUCUUACAAACUCUUCUACGGCAACAUCAAAGAGAUUAUCCAUAUGACAAAGAGAGCUUCGAGCAAUUCCAUGGAAUUAUCACACCAAGUGUUUCCCACUGUAUUGCCACACUUCCAAUCAUGGAUGAAUCUUUAUGGGAAGAAUUUCCUCUGGUGGGAAGGUCCUCGAGCUCACUUGGUGUUCUCAGAACCUGAGCUUAUAAAAGAGAUAUUUAACAAUAAAGAUGGAGCAUUUUACAAACCCCAACCCGAUAAUGGUUACCUUCAGAAGCUAUUAGGAGACGGACUUGCAAUGACUAGGGUAUCAGAAAAGUGGCUUAAGCUUCGUAAAUUAUCCAAUCAUGCUUUUCAUGCAGAGAGCCUGAAAAGUAUGAUUUCUGCAAUGGUGACAAGUGUGGAAAUGAUGCUUGAAAGAUGGGGACAUCAUGAAGGAAAUGAAAUUGACGUGUUCAAAGAAUUCUUAGUCCUAGGCUCAGAAAUUAUUUGCAGGUCUGCCUUUGGAAGCAGCUACUCGGAAGGGCAGCGUACAUUUGACAAAAUAAUCCAGUUGAUUCUCAUUAUUGAUAGAAACAAAUAUCGAAUAAAAAUUCCUGGAAUUAGAUAUCUUAUGAAAACCAGGGAUGAUGUCGAAUCAGACAAUAUACAAAACGGCAUACGAAAUUCCAUUAUGAAUAUGAUUAAGAAAAGAGAAGAAGCAGCAAUGUUCAGUCAAUCAAAUGACUAUGGAAGUGAUUUUCUUGGAUUGCUGUUAAAGGCACAUCAUGAUUCUGAUAUGACAAAGAGACUAGCAGUUGAAGAAAUAAUUGAUGAAUGUAAAUCCUUUUAUCAUGCUGGACAAGGAACAACUGCAACUUUACUUAGCUGGAUUGUGUUUCUUCUAGCUGUUCACACAGAUUGGCAAGCUAAAGCCAGGAAGGAGGUCAUUGAAUUAUUUGGCCAGAAAAAUCCAAGCCCAGAUAGCCUCUCAAGAAUGAAAAUUGUAAGCAUGAUUAUCAAUGAAGCUCUCAGGCUAUAUUCUCCAGUUGUUACCCUCCCAAGAGAAGUACGAAGGCAAGUCAGAUUGGGGAAUUUGUUUCUUCCUGCAAAUAUAAUAAUCGAAAUUCCAGUCAUUGCACUCCACCAUGAUCCUGAAAUAUGGGGAGAAGAUGUUUAUCUUUUCAAGCCAGAGAGAUUUGCAGAAGGCUUGGCCAAAGCUACAAACAACAAUGUGAAUGCCUAUCUUCCAUUCAGUUUGGGACCUCGAAGCUGUGUGGGAUACAACUUUGCAAAUACAGAGACUAAGAUUGCACUGUCAAUGAUUCUGCAACGUUACCGGUUUACUUUAUCACCAACUUAUGUUCACUCUCCUGUGCAGAUUCUUGCUAUGUGCCCACAACAUGGAAUGCAAAUCGUGCUCCAUCCAGUAUAACUGAACCCUUGAAUUGAGGCCUCAUAUAUGGCUUAGUGUGGAAUUAGAUUUUUGGGUAUCUAAUGAAAAUCAUGGAUCCAUUAAGCCAAAAACAAUAGUAACUGUUUCUGGGCGUCCAAUGCUGUUGGAGUUGCUGAGAUUUUCUGGGUGUCCAAUGCUGUUGGAGUUUCUCUACUCUGUCCUUCCUGUUCUUUUAAUAUCUAUGUUUUGUGAUCUUGCGAAAUUCAUCGGAAUGUAGUAAAAGAAAUUAUGACGGUUAUCUAAUAAUAUGGAUUUUUUUAUCGAUAA
Molecule: messenger RNA, 2509 nt
Organism: Jatropha curcas
Lineage: Eukaryota; Viridiplantae; Streptophyta; Magnoliopsida; Malpighiales; Euphorbiaceae
Product: cytochrome P450 CYP749A22
Molecular function (GO): iron ion binding; heme binding; oxidoreductase activity, acting on paired donors, with incorporation or reduction of molecular oxygen
Source: RefSeq, a predicted model, not a curated record